AUGGAUUUAGCUGGUAGGGUGUUCGGGCAUUCUAGGGGAAUUUUGCAUCAAAAUGAAACAUUUGGGGAUAUUCCAAAAAUUAGGCUAACAUUAGGGGUGGAGGAGGGAAGGCAAAUCAGCAACAGCGCGGAGCCAGCACCCUGCGAGGGGGCGCGGCUGCGCGUGCUAGCUCUGCCGAAAUUUGCAGAGCCAUCGACAGUGUCACCAGUGUGGUCGCCGACGGUUGCCGAGUUGCCUGGAGAAGAAGAAGAUGGAAACCCUCAAACCCGAUCUUCUUCUUCACAUUCAUUUUCUGGUUCAGAAAAAUCUAGUGCCAAUCGCUGCAGUCAGCAGACCAAAACUCGAACUCGAAGGCCCGAAGUGCCUGCUUCUGCUGCUACCUGCCGAGACUGCCGACUCCGACUGUUUUUCAAGUAUUCAGUUUUUCCGAGCUCCACUCAUGUGCAUCCCGAUGAAGAGACUAUAUUUCCUAAUGCUAAAAGCCAAAUUAUGGAACGAUUUUUUCAACCAAAACGAAAGUCCAUACCCAAUUCUUCUACUUCUAGUUGUGCAUCUAGUCCCGCCACUGAUUCUAGUCGAGCACAAGAGUUAUUGAAUGACACAAAGAAGUCCCCGGCUCAAUUUAAUGUGGAUGAUCUUGUAUUUGAUCCAGGGAUAUGCUCCCCUAUCGAGUCGUAUAAUCCUAAUAUCAGAGAUGAUGUCAGGAUGGCAUACUUGGAGAAGGAAAAGGAUGCGGCGUAUUGUUUGCAUUGCUACUUGUUCAAACCUGAUAGAGGGGGUCAAGGGGGUGGCCAUAUAUUUACUAAGAUCGGCUUUAGGGAUUGGAAGCACAAAAAGACAUUGAAAGAUCAUGUCAGUUUCUUUGAUAAUGCUCAUAAUCAAGCUUUUACAAAGUGUACCAACUUGAUGAAUCAAAAGCAAAGUGAUUGUCAUUUCGUGGUCAUGAUGAAUCGAAAGAGUCUCUUAAUAGAGGUUGAUAAUGCUCAUAAUCAAGCUUUUACAAAGUGUACCAACUUGAUGAAUCAAAAGCAAAGUGUCUCAUAUGUUAUGUCUAGCCAAAGUAGUAGUCAACAACAAAGUUAUAAGACCAGGUUGAAUUUGGUGCUAGAUUGUAUUAGAUUCCUCUUGAUGCAAGGAUUGUCAUUUCGUGGUCAUGAUGAAUCGAAAGAGUCUCUUAAUAGAGAAAAUCUAAUUGAGUUACUAAACUUGUAUGUAGCUCAUUGUAAAGAAAUUAAAGAAGUAUUAUUUUGUAAUGCUCCUGGAAAUGACCAAAUGACUUCACCAACCAUCCAAAAGGAUUUGAUUAAUUGUUGUGCCGUAGAGACGACAAGGGCUAUUACCAAUGAGAUAGGUGAUUCUUUGUUUUCAAUUUUGGUUGAUGAGGCUCGUGAUAAUUCUAUGAAAGAACAAAUGGCAGUUGUUUUGAGGUUUGUUGAUAAAAGUGGGCGAGUGAAGGAGCGUUUUUUAGGUAUGUCCCAUGUCACUAAUACUUGUGCCCAAUCACUGAAGGAUGCCAAUGAUGCAAUGUUUUCUACACAUGGGUUGAGCAUAUCUAGCCUAAGAGGUCAAGGCUAUGAUGGAGCAAGUAAUAUGUCAUGUGAGUUUAAUGGGUUGAAAGCUGUAAUUUUAAGAGAGAACACACAUGCUAUGUAUGUUCAUUGCUUUUCUCACCAGCUUCAGUUGGCAAUUGUAUCUGUCACACGUAGGAAUUCUAAUAUUCUGGAGAAGCUUAAUAUUGGGGAACUUACUAGUGGAAGUGGUCAGUUUCAAGAAAUGAGUUUGGCAUGCCCAGAAGAUGGCGUACAUCCAGAUCAAAAAUCUUCGGCUGUAAGACAGAUGAACGCUAUGCAAGAUUUUGAGUUUGUGUUCAGUCUCUACUUUAUGUUUGAAAUUCUUGCAAUUACAGAUGACCUUUCACAAGUCUUACAGAAAAGGGAUCAGGAUAUUUCAAAAUGCAAUGGGGUUAUAGAAUUUGUACAUAUUUUAGUGCCCAAUAUGGAGGAUAUUGUAGUAGUGAAAGACUCAAUCUUGCAAGAGUUGAAUGAUCGUUUUCCAGAAACAACUACUGAGCUCUUUACUUGCAUUUCAUGUUUAAGUCCAAGAGAUUCAUUUGCAGCUUUUGAUAAGAAUAAAUUGCUACGUCCUGCUCAGUUCUAUCCUUUGGACUUCAAUAGUGAAGAGCUUUUAUUACUUUGA
Messenger RNA from Olea europaea var. sylvestris, 2196 nucleotides. RefSeq names its product zinc finger MYM-type protein 1-like. Lineage: Eukaryota; Viridiplantae; Streptophyta; Magnoliopsida; Lamiales; Oleaceae. The transcript has 12 exons. The coding region runs from base 1 to 2196 and encodes 731 amino acids. The record is from RefSeq and is a predicted model, not a curated record.